GUUUGUGGCCUUGUCUCCGAGGGCACAAGGCUCUGUUUCAGCACCACCUACAUCGGUAUCUUCGGUGAAUUUCUGAAGCUGUUAACUUCUGUUGGAUUUCUGGACACCUUACGAAGCUCACUUGAAAUCACAAAAGAGGUGGCCAAGGUCACAGGACACACAAGGAGGGUGAGUACUGAACGUAGGAGGGAGUAGAGAUGGCGAAAGGAGACGAUGCUUUGGCGAAGAAGAAGAAUAAGGCCAUUCGUAAGCGCAACCGAAGAGCUGGAGCUAACACGACUGAGGCUAUUGAGGGAGUCCAGUCUCACAAACGCCGUCGGAAAGCCGGGACUCGUCGAGUGUGUGAGUCAAUGUGCUACUCACUCCCCACGCCAGACGACCCAUUUUUGGAUAGGAAGAUACACCGUAAGAAUCAUGACUCCUUUCAGACAAAUGGUUCUGCCAAUUGGAAAGUUGAGGAACGAAGAAGCGAUACUGAACGUAAACACGAGAAAUCCACAGAGAACGUGAUGUCGCGGAGUACUGAUGUUGUCAAACCCGAAAAAGUUCAAGCCAAUGGCUCUCGUAAGGAAGACAUUAAUAAGUUCACUUCAGCACCAUUGAAGAAAGUUGUUUGGGAUCCAAACUGUGAUCGCAAAUCAUCGGAACCAAAAGCCGGGAUCAGUGAUGCAUUGUGUACAGCUAAUAAUGCCUUUCAGUUGGCAGUUUCCGCCCUUUUUGAAGACAGAUAUUCUGAAGGAAGUUCCUCAAAGCCGCGUGCAGCUGCAGCUACCAACUUCGAGCAACAAUGGUGGCAAGCAUGUGCACAAGGAGUAGACGUACUUGGAACUGGUUGUGGCACUCCUUGCAUCAAAGCGUACACAGUUGGGGCUGCUCCUCAUGUUGCUGUUCAAAAGAAGGUUUCUGGGUUGGCGCAGGGUCCAUUUGCUUUAAUAUUAGUGAAGUCAAAGGACCAAGCUCAGUCUGUGCGCCAGAUUUGCAAACUUCUGAAGAAGGUUUUAAACAUUCACACAGUUAGUUUGCACUCUGAGAAAUCCAUCGAGCUCCAAGUUAAUGGGCUCGCUAUGCAGACACCAGGAAUCGUAGUAGCAACGCCUGACCGUCUUUGUCAGCUGCUCACCCUCAGCGUUUUCAGCCUUUCGUCAGUUUCAUAUGUGGUCGUGGAUAGCUUAGAUGACCUUAUCAAUGAAGGCUAUAGAGAACAACUGGAUAACAUCAAGCAACAACUCCAGAAGGGCGUACAAGUUGGCGUUAUCAGUAAAACGUUCUCGGCGGAUGUGGUUAGUGCCGCUGGAAAUUGGCUUCAACACCCUGUUGCCAGAGCUGUAUUAGACAAAAAUGUGCCAGCUAGCAGCGCUUGUAUUUUACAGUCAGUCUCUGUUACUACGACGGAGGAGUCGAAGUUAACUAAGUUCAACAAGAUUCUUGAGCAGAUACGAAAGAAUCUAGAGGAUAACCACAUCCUAGGAAGUGUGUUAAUUCUUAUAAAGGGCAGUGAACAGUUUCCAGUUUUGAAGGAGUUGCUUUUAAAACACAAGUUGACCCCGCAUUUUAUCAACGAAUCUGCUGGUGUACCAAGGAAACAAAAACGGAGUAUAAUGGUUGCAAAAUUUGAUGAUAAAAUUGAGCCAUCAGUGCUGUCAAAAGUAGAAGUGGCCAUUAAUUACGAUUUUAGUUGGCCCAUACAUCAUUACACACAAAUUUUGACCGGGAUGGCGCGGAGUAGUGUGAAGGGCAGGAUUGAGACAUUGUGCAGUGGAGCGGCUGCAUUACAUGCUGAUAGUUUGGUGGAAAUAUUGGAGACCUGUGGGCAGUCGGUGCCCAGGCCUUUGCUUCUACUCGCUCAAGCAGCCGCCCUCUUACGUAAAUGACGUGUACUAUAGACCCAAUUUUCGAAGUUGUUUGGAUGAUUUUUUUCAGGUUUAUACAUCCUGAAGCGAGUUUAAUGAUUGUCACAUCUUAAAAUUUGUGAUCAAGGGUUUUGAGAAAGAGUAAUUAUAAUCUAACCCAUCUCUAUCAGCAAAUACAGAUUUCUUGACUCUCUUGUA
Messenger RNA from Physcomitrium patens, 2048 nucleotides. Its product is annotated as DEAD-box ATP-dependent RNA helicase 20. The record is from RefSeq and is a predicted model, not a curated record. Gene Ontology annotation, molecular function: nucleic acid binding; ATP binding. Lineage: Eukaryota; Viridiplantae; Streptophyta; Bryopsida; Funariales; Funariaceae.